This is a messenger RNA of Dissoconium aciculare CBS 342.82, 1772 nucleotides long. RefSeq names its product V-type ATPase. The transcript is spliced from 5 exons. Gene Ontology annotation, cellular component: proton-transporting V-type ATPase, V1 domain. Lineage: Eukaryota; Fungi; Ascomycota; Dothideomycetes; Mycosphaerellales; Dissoconiaceae. Bases 179 to 1708 code for a protein of 509 amino acids. Gene Ontology annotation, biological process: proton transmembrane transport; ATP metabolic process. The record is from RefSeq and is a predicted model, not a curated record. Gene Ontology annotation, molecular function: proton-transporting ATPase activity, rotational mechanism; ATP binding.
UUCUGACACUACUGGUACUGUAUGCCCGGAACCUAAGCAGUAUAUCCGACUUCACGAUCUGCUCGUCGUGAAUCGAACCUAGCGACCACACCAUAAAUCGGACUAACCGGUCGCAACAAUCACAGCGAAUAGCCUGACUACAGUCAUCGCGAAUUCUCGAGAACAGAACACCGCCGCAAUGGCUAAAGGCGAAGAUGUUGAUCCCAGGAUGAUGUCCGUCACUCCGCGCAUACGAUACAACACCAUUGGUGGUGUCAAUGGACCUUUGGUUAUCCUAGAAAAUGUCAAGUUCCCACGUUUCAACGAGAUUGUGUCCUUGACGCUUCCAGAUGGCACUGAGCGAUCUGGUCAGGUCUUGGAAGCAAGAGGAAACCGUGCCGUGGUCCAAGUCUUCGAGGGAACAUCUGGCAUUGAUGUGAAGAAGACCAAAGUGGAGUUCACUGGACACUCGCUCAAACUCGGCGUGUCGGAAGACAUGCUCGGUCGAAUCUUUGACGGCUCCGGACGUGCCAUUGACAAGGGACCGAAAGUGCUAGCAGAGGACUACAUCGACAUCAACGGAUCUCCCAUCAACCCAUACGCUCGAGUGUACCCCGAAGAGAUGAUCUCGACCGGUAUCUCAGCCAUUGACACCAUGAACUCCAUCGCUCGUGGUCAAAAGAUUCCUAUUUUCUCUGCUGCCGGUCUCCCUCACAAUGAAAUCGCCGCCCAAAUUUGCCGACAGGCAGGUCUUGUCAAGCCGACCAAGGGUAUUCACGACGACCACGAGGAGAACUUCUCAAUCGUCUUCGGUGCCAUGGGUGUCAAUUUGGAGACGAGCCGCUUCUUCACCAAGGACUUUGAGGAGAACGGCAGCAUGGAGCGUACCACACUCUUCCUCAACCUUGCAAAUGACCCGACUAUCGAGCGUAUCAUUACGCCUCGUCUUGCAUUGACGACGGCAGAAUACUACGCCUACCAGCUGGAGAAGCACGUCUUGGUUAUUUUGACUGACUUGUCAUCGUACUGUGACGCUCUCCGUGAGGUGUCUGCCGCUCGUGAAGAAGUGCCAGGUCGACGUGGUUACCCGGGUUACAUGUACACUGACUUGUCGACCAUUUACGAACGUGCUGGACGUGUCGCCGGCCGAAACGGAUCUAUCACGCAGAUCCCCAUUUUGACCAUGCCUAACGAUGAUAUCACCCACCCUAUUCCCGAUCUUACUGGCUACAUCACCGAAGGACAGAUCUUCGUCGACCGUGCUCUCCACAACAAGGGUGUCUACCCACCAAUCAACGUGCUUCCCUCCCUCUCUCGUCUCAUGAAGUCCGCUAUUGGCGAAGGUCACACUCGCAAGGACCACGGUGACGUGUCCAACCAGCUGUACGCCAAAUACGCCAUUGGUCGUGAUGCCGCGAGCAUGAAGGCCGUCGUCGGUGAGGAGGCACUGAGCAGCGAAGACAAGCUCUCAUUGGAGUUCCUCGAGAAGUUCGAGAAGACGUACAUUUCGCAAGGGCCUUACGAGAAGCGUACCAUCUUCGACGGUCUUGACCUGGCCUGGGAGCUGCUCCGCAUUUACCCCAAGGAGCUGCUCAACCGAAUUCCCAAGAAGAUCUUGGAUGAGUUCUACCAGAGACAGCCGAAGAAGUCGACACGGGAUAACGAUGGAGAGGACGAAGACAAGAAGAAGAAGCAACAGCAGGAGUCGGAGAACUUGAUCGACGCGUAGUGGGUAAUCAUAGACAUUUAGUGAAUGAGUGAAUCGAUAAAUGGAAUUGCAUUUGUAGCACUGA